Molecule: messenger RNA, 2297 nt
Organism: Pungitius pungitius (ninespine stickleback)
Lineage: Eukaryota; Metazoa; Chordata; Actinopteri; Perciformes; Gasterosteidae
Gene: igsf5b
Product: immunoglobulin superfamily, member 5b
Exons: 10
Coding region: 217-1275 (352 amino acids)
Source: RefSeq, a predicted model, not a curated record
GUAUUUACUUCAGUGUGCAGCACGGGGCGAAGUGCGCGCUGAGUUUGGUAAUAUUUAACAGGACAGUUUUGGGUGACAUGGCUGUGCGGUGCUCGACCACGGAGACGCCAAACUGAGGUGGGUUUCUUUUUUUUUUUUUUUUAUCCUCCGCACCCUCCAUGUUCAUGGACGUCAAAUCGCGUUGAACAAUGGAUUGACUUUCUCAACUGAUGAAACAUGGACAUCGAUUAUCUGCUCCUGGUCCUUCUUUCAUGCAGGAUUCAAGCAGCCCGGGAUCAGGUGCAGCUGUCGCCUGAAACGCUAACGGUCCUGCGAGGACAGGAGGCCCGGCUUACCUGCAGCACCUCCAGCACCGAGUGGACCGUCAUGGUGUGGCUGCUCAACGGCAAAUCGGUUCUCACCAUCGCCAAAGAGACGGGUCCCCUGCACACCGUCCACCCAAAUGUGACGGCCGAGAAAAGCGGAGACAGCUGGGUGUUUGUCAUAAACAGGACAGAGAGGCACAACCAUGGCCAAGUGACCUGUGACCUCCAGGGCAUUGCUGCGAAAACAGCAAACCUGUUUGUACAAGAGAAGGGCAGCGUGAAAGUGUUUUGGGACAAGAAGUUGGCUUUUGAGGGAGACUCGGUGCUGUUUAAAUGCCAAGCAGCAGGAUGGUACCCUUCGCCCACUGUGCAAUGGCAGGUGACUGACAAAAAGGUGAUCGAGGCCAAAUACAACAGCAGCACCGAAAAGUCGGGGACGCUCUUCACUGUAAACAGCAAUCUCAACGUCAUGGCAACGAGGAGCUCAGAUGUGUCCUGCCUGGCGUCCGUGUCCGCCCUCCCUGAGCCACUGAGGAGCAGCGUCCGUCUGAUAGUGGUUGCCGAGGUGGGGCUGGAGAAGGAAGCCGCCUGCACGCUGGCGCCUCUGGCGAUAAUGUCCACCCUCUUUGCUCUUCUGCUGCUCCUGCUGCUCUGCAUCGGCGCCGUCCUCUGGCACAGACGAAGGAGACAAGCAAAAGCGGGCACACAGGCGGCAGUGAGGUCCGACCAAUCAGUGAGCGGGGGGAGUUCGGUUGCCGAGGCGACAGAUGGGAAGGUAAACCUGGGAUAUUCUGGUGACGGCCCCACAGAUGCAGUUCACCAUGAGCUAAUCAUGGAAACCCUUAGGCCGGAGGACUUUGUCAGCUUUCACAAGGUCCCUGAUGUCGUGUCCUCCAGCCACCUGUCUCUACACAGGGACGGACUAAAAGAGCAGAACUCCACCAAUACCAGAAGAAUGACCACAGUUUGAAUUAUAAUAUUAAAUAUAAAAAAGGGGUGCCAACCCACCCUUGUACAGUAUUUACAGGUGGCCCCCUCGCCAGUGUUUUUAUUAUAUGAUGUUUCACAUAUUUGUAAAGUACGCUAUUCUCAUGUAAUCUAAAAAAAUAUAUAUAUAUAUACAGUAUAUUGUGACGCCUCUGACCUGUAAUGUAUGCAUUAAAAGCAGUUUUUAGAACAUACUUUAACUUUCAACGAAUUUAUCCUUUAUGUUUGGCUUAAAUGUAUGAUGUAAAGGGACUCCCUGAGCUGUUGCAUGUUGAUGGAUACCCGUAUCACAGCAUUUAAAUCUAAUCUUGUUUUCAGGUAAAUCACGCAGGACAUGCAUCUUUUCCUCUUGCAUAUGUGGAAGCAUCUCGGACUCUAUCGAUGUCCCAGUCAUGGAGCGGUGAUGGUUUUAACAUACGGUGUAGAUGGGAAAGGGUGAGAUGUAAAUUAAGACAAUGAGACUGGUGCUGCAAUGAGAAGCUGGUGGUGAGGCACUCUGCAUUAAUGCAUGAAAUAACAGAUUUAUCUCCGCGUGAAGUGGAUGACGGGACAUUUGCAUUUAAUAAUAGUAAAGAAUGGGGGCGGGGGGGGGAGAUGGUGGAGAGGGAGGUAUAUGGAUCUGCCAGACACGCAAUAGUUUCACCAGCAUUGCUGUUAUUAAAGCAGCCGGCGUGAAUUAAAAAGAUGACAUGUCUAAAAACAUAUAUUUUUUACCAAACUGCCGCAGUUUAUUAAUAAUACCCAUGUGUUAUGUUUCACAUUUCAGACUGAGCGAGUCCCAUGUGAGUUCAUUAAAUUAUUCUUAACAUGGGGUUAUUAUCAUUGUUCAAUAAUGUCAGAAUAUUUGACAAAAACUGCCUUUUUUCUGUAGAAUGCAGUGUCUUUUUUAGUAUUUCUGUGUGUAUGUGUUUUUACCUCCCUUAACAAUGUAAAAGUGUAAAAAUAAAUAGCAAGUCAUACAUUUGGCACCUUAAGCUUUCUUGGAAGGGAAUUACUCACUUCACU